UCACUCCUCCAAAAAGAAAAAAAAAACAUUAGUCUACUUUCUUUCAAGCUAGAGGUUUUCCAUUUCAACAACUCAUUCAAUAAAUACCAUCACCAAUGUUACAAAUCAGAGCCACUCUUCUUUCUAUAUCUCUUUACACUUCCUCUUAACAAAACAAUGGACCUCCCUCGUUUUGUUCCUCUUCUCUCAAUUUUCCUUCUCCUUAUUCCACCUUUGACCUGUGCUCAAGUGUGCCAAAGAAACUGUGGCAAAGAAUACCUAAAGUACCCAUUUGGUAGUGGCCCUGGUUGUGGUAACCCACUCUUCCAACCACACAUUUCUUGCUCCCAACAAAAACUUACCUUCACAACUCACACAGGCUCGUACCUUGUUACUUCAAUUGACUAUUCAAACCAAGUAAUUUACAUUUCUGACCCUACUAUGUCAACAUGUUCUUGCACUCUCCCUAGCAAAGGUUUUGGCCUAGAUUGGAAUGCCCCAUUCACUUUCCAUGAUAGCACCAUCUUUGCCCUAGUUGAUUGUUCAAUCAAUUCAUCAUCAAUAUGCACAACACAAAGUUAUGAUGAUAUUGAUGAUGGUAACAACAAAAAUUCAAAUUCAAAUUCAAAUUCCAAGCUUUUGUGUGAUCAAAGUACACCAAUUUGUAGUCUUUUGUAUUCAUGCAAACCCAUUAGUACUAUUAACCUUCCAAUUUCCACAUGUUGUGUUUAUGAACCGGUGAAUCUUGGUCCGUCGUUCGAGAUGGAUCUUCAGAAGCUUCAGUGUCCGUCAUAUACCGGAUUCUACAACUUUGACGAAGGAGAAUCUGAUCCUGAGAAGUGGAACUAUGGGAUAGCAUUAAAGUACAAGUUUAGUGUCACGGAUGAUUAUCCUAACUCUUGUGCUGCUUGUGAAAAGAGUUAUGGGGUGUGUGGAUACAAUGGACCUUAUAAUUCAUUUAUAUGCAAUUGCCCUAAUGGCAUCAACACUACAACAGAUUGUUACUUCACAUCAUCUUACAAUAAUGCUUUUAGAAACGGGAUUGCUUAUUGGUUGAUUUGUCCUAUGGCAUGGUCACUGGUUUGGUUCUUCUUGUAGCUUAUGGAUGAUCUAUCAAAAAGCAAG
Messenger RNA from Arachis ipaensis, 1104 nucleotides. Its product is annotated as Putative membrane lipoprotein. The record is from RefSeq and is a predicted model, not a curated record. Gene Ontology annotation, molecular function: polysaccharide binding. NCBI's taxonomy places the organism in Eukaryota, Viridiplantae, Streptophyta, Magnoliopsida, Fabales, Fabaceae.